AUGGGGGACUGGAGUUUCUUGGGCGAGUUCCUCGAGGAGGUCCACAAGCACUCCACAGUGGUGGGGAAAGUCUGGCUGACCGUGCUCUUCAUCUUCCGGAUGCUGGUACUCGGUACCGCAGCCGAGUCCUCCUGGGGGGAUGAGCAGUCUGACUUCAUGUGCGACACCCAGCAGCCCGGCUGCGAGAACGUCUGCUACGACAAGGCUUUCCCCAUCUCCCACGUCCGUUUUUGGGUCCUCCAGAUCAUCUUUGUCUCCACCCCAUCCCUGGUGUACAUGGGCCACGCGAUGCACACGGUGCGCAUGGAGGAGAAGAGGAAGAUGAAGGAGGCAGAAAGAGAGGCCCAGGAGAUGAAGAACAGCGGUGACAAUUACUACCAGCAGAAGUGCCCCGUGGCAGAGAAGGCCGAGCUGUCUUGCUGGGAUGAAUCGGGAGGCAAAAUUAUCCUCAGGGGCAGUCUGCUGAACACCUAUGUCUACAGCAUUUUGAUUCGCACUGCCAUGGAAGUGGCCUUCAUUGUGGGACAGUACGUCUUGUACGGGAUCUUCCUGGAGACCCUGUACAUCUGCCAGCGGGCACCUUGCCCCCACCCUGUCAACUGCUACGUUUCCCGUCCCACAGAGAAGAACGUGUUCAUCGUCUUCAUGCUGGCUGUGGCCGUGCUGUCCCUGUUCCUCAGCCUGGCCGAGCUGUACCACUUGGGCUGGAAGAAAGCCAAAGAGAGGUGCUCCCGGGCUUACAAACCCAGCCCCAGCACAGCUCCUGGCAGACUGGAGUCCGCCCCGCAAGUGGAAAGGGCGCAGAUGUACACUCCCCCGCCCGAUUUUAAUCAGUGCUUGGCGAGUCCCAACGGGAAGUUCAUCAGCCCCUUCAGCAACAAGAUGGCCUCCCAGCAGAACACCGCCAACUUCGCCACCGAGAGGGUCCACGGCCAGGAGGAUGCUGCCGGUGAAGGGCCCUUCAUGAAGUCCAGCUACGCGGAGAGCCCAGAGGUGGCCAACGAGUGCGCGGCGCCUGCCUUCCCCGAGAGCUACUUCAACGAGAAACGCCGCUUCAGCAAGACCAGCCGUGCCAGCAGCAAGGCGAGGUCGGAUGAUUUGUCUGUGUGA
Molecule: messenger RNA, 1110 nt
Organism: Cygnus atratus (black swan)
Lineage: Eukaryota; Metazoa; Chordata; Aves; Anseriformes; Anatidae
Gene: GJA5
Product: gap junction protein alpha 5
Exons: 1
Coding region: 1-1110 (369 amino acids)
Biological process (GO): cell communication
Cellular component (GO): connexin complex
Source: RefSeq, a predicted model, not a curated record